AUGCGAACCGCCCUUCUCACCGGAUCUCUGUUCCUCCUCCACGGAGCAGCAGCUCUCAACCUUGGGCCGGACUAUAGCCAUCCAAUUGAAGACCUAGACGUCGACCUCCCCUUCUCGCAACCAGUCACCUUCGCCCACCUCGAAUGGCAGCGCUGUCUCUCUGCAUCUUACAACAAGCCCCUAGACAUCGCCCUUCUCGGCUUCCCCUACGACACCUCCACCUCCUAUCGGCCCGGCGCCCGCUUCGGACCACGCGGUAUCCGCGCCGGGUCCGCGCGCGAGAAGAAAGGCCGCAGCUACAACACCGUCUGGGACGUUGAUCCGUACGACGAAGGGCUGGAAAUUAUUGAUUGCGGCGACAUCCCAAUAACCCCCUUCGAUGCAGCCCACGCCUUCAAGCAAAUGGAACAAGGCUACAGACAAGUCCUAUACCAGCCUACCUCGGACCAGAAUGCGUGGUCCCAUCCUCGGAUCGUAAGUCUGGGCGGAGACCACUCGAUUGUGUUACCGAUUCUACGGUCGUUGAAGACGGUGUACGGGCCUAUUUCUGUUAUUCAUUUGGAUUCGCAUUUGGAUACGUGGGACCCCUAUGAGGGCUACACCGGUAUCGCAAGCAACCAGUCGGCCAUCACGCACGGGACGUUCUUCUGGCAUGCAAGUCGGGAGGGAUGUAUUUCGAAGGGGACAAGUGUGCAUGGGGGGUUAAGGACGAAGUUAUUUGGACCGAAAGACUACGAGAUCGACCGCGACGUUGUCGGCUUUACCAUUAUCGAGGCGCAUGAGAUCGAUGAUAUUGGGAUGAUGGGGAUUAUUCAGAAGGUCCGGGAUGCGGUCAAGGAUACGCCGACUUAUCUUUCUAUUGAUAUAGACGUGUUGGACCCCAGUAUUGCCCCCGCGACUGGAACCCCCGAGUCUGGCGGCUGGACGACGCGCGAGCUGAAACGGUUCAUUAAGGGUCUAGAAGGCGUCAAUCUUGUUGGUGCUGAUGUGGUGGAGGUCAGUCCGCCCUACGAUACGGUCGCGGAGACAACUUCCGUCGCGGCGGCGGAUCUGAUCGUGGAUAUCCUGGCGGCUAUGGUUAAGAAUAAUGGAGAUGGGAAGAUGAAGUCAGGAGUGAAGGAUGAGCUGUAGGAACCAGAAGCAGCUGGCAAGAUGACAUUAGCAGACUGCAUGCUAAAUAGUUACUAU
This is a messenger RNA of Aspergillus glaucus CBS 516.65, 1188 nucleotides long. Its product is annotated as agmatinase. NCBI's taxonomy places the organism in Eukaryota, Fungi, Ascomycota, Eurotiomycetes, Eurotiales, Aspergillaceae. The record is from RefSeq and is a predicted model, not a curated record. Gene Ontology annotation, molecular function: agmatinase activity; metal ion binding. The coding region runs from base 1 to 1131 and encodes 376 amino acids. The transcript has 7 exons.